GCCCCCUUUGCUGGGUGUCUGUGCUGAGCUGUCAGCCUUGGCCACGGACCUGGGAGCCCGACGGAGGCAGAGGACCCCCUGGCCGGGCCCGGGCCACAUCGCCGUCCUCCCGCGGCCCCGCGAGCCCGGGCAGAGGCCGCCAGCAUGGGGCAGGAAGAGGAGCUGCUGAGAAUCGCCAAGAAACUGGAUAAAAUGGUGUCCAGAAAGCACACGGAAGGAGCCCUGGAUCUCCUGAAGAAACUGAAUGGCUACAAGAUGUCAAUCCAGUUACUGCAGACCACCAGGAUUGGGAUUGCUGUCAAUGGGGUCCGGAAGCACUGCUUGGAUAAGGAGGUGGUGGCGCUGGCCAAAAUUCUCAUCAAGAACUGGAAGCGGCUCCUGGAUGCCCCUGAGACCUCCAAAAAGGAGAAAUCGAUGGAAAGAGAAAAAGAGAAGAAGAAAGAGCAAGGGGUUGACCUUCCUGAGUGGAAACCACUGGGGGCUUUUUCCCCCCAGAACAAAAGCCCGGGGGAAGAAGGAAAGGACAGGAGAGACUCUUCAGAGUCGGGGUCUUCCUCCACAGUCUCCUCCCCAUCUUUUUCCUCUUCCUCGUCUCCUCAGAAGAGACCAGUGGAAAGAUCUAACAGCAGCAAAGGGAAAGUGGAGACCCCAAAGACACCCACCAGCCCCUCUUCCCCUACAUUUUCUCCAUCGACCUGCUUCUUGGCCCCGUGCUACCUCACAGGAGACUCUGUCCGGGAUAAGUGUGUGGAGAUGCUGUCAGCAGCCCUGAAGAUGGAUGGUGAUUACAAAGAAUAUGGAGUCAACUGUGACAAGAUGGCAUCAGAGAUUGAAGAUCAUAUAUAUCAGGAACUGAAAGGCACAGACAUGAAGUAUCGGAACCGGGUGCGCAGCCGAAUCAGUAACCUCAAGGACCCCAGGAACCCCAGCUUGAGGCGGAACGUGCUCUGUGGGGCCAUUUCCACCAGCCUCAUUGCCAGGAUGACGGCCGAGGAAAUGGCCAGUGACGAGCUGAAGGAGCUGAGGAGCGCCAUGACGCUGGAGGCCAUUCGGGAGCACCAGAUGGCCAAGACCGGGGGCACCACAACCGAUCUUUUCCAGUGCAGCAAGUGUAAAAAGAAGAAUUGUACUUACAAUCAGGUGCAGACACGAAGUGCUGAUGAGCCCAUGACCACUUUUGUCUUAUGUAACGAGUGUGGCAACCGCUGGAAGUUCUGCUGAGCGGCUGCCAGCCGGGCCUGCCGUGUUGGAGAACCCGAAGGAGAAGGCGCUGGGCUCCCUGCCUGGAGCUCAGCCAGAGAGGCCAGAUAGGAAGGGAUUGCGCAGAGGAGCCUCCCCAGAAUCCACAGCCGACUCUGGCCUCAGCUUUCCCCGGCGGGUUAGAAAGGGUAUUUUUUACUGGGAAGUCCAGAAUGGCAGAGCUCCGACCUCUGCUUGUUCCCCCCCGCCCCGAUCCUGCAGCAGAGUAGAAAUACGGACUUCUCUAAGGUUCCCACAGAAUACCCAAACUACCAGAGAAAUUAAAAUCUAGGCUGUCCGAAAUGAGAGGCAGUUUUGGACAUGGACUCUCCAAGGACACGGAGAGGGAGGGUUUUUGAGAUAGAGGGAAAAGCUGAGGCCCAGAGAAAAGAUACUUGCCCUAGGUGGCAGAGACAGCUUGUGCCCAUAGUAGAGCUUAGCCCCCGUACCAUCCUCUAGAUAGCAGAAACAGCUUGUGUUGGGCACUGGUACCCCAGAUGCCCACAGAGCUCAGCCCCUGUACCAUUCCCUAAAUGGCAGGAACAGCUUGUGUUGGGCACUGGUACCCCAGCUAUCCAGGUCUGGGCUCUGUACCUUCCUGCUCCUGGGGAAUGACUGCAAAGACACAGGUAUUUGAAUCCUUCCCCAGCAAUUAAUUCUUCUCAAGGUUUUCUCCACUAAAAAUACUAAGUGUGACAUCCCUGUCUGUCCCAUCAUUUCCUUCAGUUAGCAAUCAGCACCUCAUUUGGUCUAAUAUUAGCUUUGAUAAGAUCCCAAUCUUUGGAUUCAGGGGUCAUUGUUCAGUAGUUUUCAGACCCAUUUUGGGGGUUUUCUUGGAAAUAUUUGCCAUUCCCUUUUCCAGAUCAUUUUACAG
Molecule: messenger RNA, 2113 nt
Organism: Sarcophilus harrisii (Tasmanian devil)
Lineage: Eukaryota; Metazoa; Chordata; Mammalia; Dasyuromorphia; Dasyuridae
Gene: TCEA3
Product: transcription elongation factor A3
Exons: 11
Coding region: 145-1221 (358 amino acids)
Biological process (GO): DNA-templated transcription; transcription elongation by RNA polymerase II
Cellular component (GO): nucleus
Molecular function (GO): zinc ion binding; nucleic acid binding
Source: RefSeq, a predicted model, not a curated record